This is a messenger RNA of Hydra vulgaris (swiftwater hydra), 519 nucleotides long. Lineage: Eukaryota; Metazoa; Cnidaria; Hydrozoa; Anthoathecata; Hydridae. The record is from RefSeq and is a predicted model, not a curated record.
AAAGCAAGGUGUCAACAUUGAUAAACAACAUGUGUACGUUGUAUCGAGUGGCUGCUUAAUAAAAAUUCAAAGUUAUUUUGGAUCACUGUUGUACCAAGAUAGUUUUUAAAUUUAGAACUAGUUAGUUAUGGCCAACCGUUUACUUUGUUUAUCUACUACUUUUUUAAAUCCGUUAGACUGUCAAUUAUUUAAUGCAUUUCAGUACAGAGGCUUGAAACGAUGGCAACUUCUCAAGAGCCGAAAAGGUAAAAAAGCUUUGCCUAAAACUAGAAAGAGAGACGGAAAAACUUAUACUGUGGAUCACUUAUAUUGGGAAAGAUAUUUUUCAAAUGCUCCACAAGUGCUUUUAGAACGCCAAGCAGUUAAUACAAAGUCUGUUAGCCAGCUAAAACCUAAAGUGUCAAGUCCAGCAAGACUUUAUGAAACUUUCACCAAGGCAGAUAAAAGGUUGAUUUAUGCUGGUUUGUUUGGUUUAACGAGUGGAAUAAUAGCAUGGAAAAUAAUUAAUUAUUAGUUUUA